UUCCCUCCUGGAAUCCCAGCAUCUGCCGAGUCAUCAGUAGUGAGUUAGGGUGUCAUGGCCGCCGGGUUCCGGACAUGCAGAAAUCACCCCUCAUAGUGCUUCCCCCAGCCAACCACUUGCAAACACACACACGUAGGAGGAGGAGCAGGAGAAGGCGCAAGGGUGAUAAUGAUAACCACAUCCUAUAUGAACGGUCACAUGACUGAGUCAGACGGAAGAGGAGGAGUUGAGGCCAACCAGGAGGAGCCCCAGCAGUGGCACAGGGAGAUGGCGGUGGACUGCCCGGAGGACCUGGGUGCCCGUACCCUGCCUGUGAGGCGCUCUGCCCAGCUGGAGAGGAUCCGUCAGCACCAGGAAGACCUGAGGAGGAGGAAGGAGGAGGAGGGCAGGAACAGACAGGAGCUGGAUCUGACUGCCUCCAUACGGCUCAAGAAGCUGUCUCAGAACCCCAAGGUGGGCAUCGAUAACCCCACCUUCGACCCCAUCGAGGGCCCUGGAGGGCCACUGGGACUGCCACCCAACCUGGGGGCCCCCACUCUACUGGAGUUGGAGGAGCUGCUGAUGUCCCUGAAGCAGGUGCAGCACUGCCUGUCUGACGGCCAGAGUCAGGAGGACGUGGAGCUGGUGCUGCAGCUGGUCCAGAAGACUGACUUCCAGAAGGCCUUCAACAUCCACAACGCUGUGGCCCAGCACAUGAACAGGCCCAGCCCGCCCUUCCCACACACAGACCGUGCUCAGGGCCUGGCACACGAGGUGAGUCAGUCUAUGGUUCAUAACAGCCAACACAAGGAAGGUUUGGAGCUCAACACCCUGCUCUCCUCACCACAUAUCCAGGCGGUGCUUCUGGCCCAUGACUGUGUUGCGGAGCAGGAGAUGCAGAUGGAGCCCCUGACCCCUGACCCCUGUGAGGCUCUCACCCAGUGGGGAGGGGAGACUGUCAAGAUAGUCCGCAUGGAGAAGGCCAGGGACAUCCCACUGGGUGCGACAGUGCGUAACGACAUGGAUACCGUGGUAAUAAGCCGCAUCGUGAAGGGCGGGGCGGCGGAGCGCAGCGGGCUGCUGCAUGAAGGAGACGAGGUUCUGGAGAUCAACGGAGUGGAGAUCAGAGGGAAGGACGUCAACGAGGUCUUCGACAUCCUGGCCGAAAUGCACGGCACCCUGACCUUCAUCCUUAUCCCCAGCUCACAGAACAAACCCCCACCCAUCAAAGAGACUGUGGUCCAUGUGAAGGCUCACUUUGACUACGACCCGUCUGAUGACCACGUGCCGUGCAGGGAACUGGGCCUGUGCUUAGAAGGAGAUAUCCUCCACAUCAUUAGCCAGGGACCCAACUGGUGGCAGGCCUACAGGGACGGAGACAGGCAACCAGCCCUGGCCGGGCUAGUACCAGGCAAGAGCUUCCAGCAGCAGAGAGAGGCCAUGAAGCAGACCAUAGAAGAGGAUAAAGAGCCUGAGAAGUCGGGAAAGCUGUGGUGUGCUAAGAAGAACAAGAAGAAGAGGAAGAAGCUCCUUUACAACGUCAAGCAGAAUGAUGACAACGACAGUGAGGAGAUCCUGACCUAUGAGGAGAUGGCGCUCUACCACCAGCCAGCCAAUCGAAAGCGACCCAUCGCCCUGAUUGGUCCUCCCAACUGUGGGCAGAACGACUUGAGACAGAGACUGCUGUCCAGCCAGCCAGACAGAUUUGGGGGAGCUGUCCCACACACGACGCGGAACAYGCGUGAUGUGGAGGUGAGUGGGAGAGACUACCACUUUGUCUCCCGCCAGGCCUUUGACAUGGACGCCACUGCGGGGAAGUUCAUUGAGUCGGGAGAGUUUGAGAAGAACCUGUACGGAACCAGCACCGACUCUGUCCGCCAACUCAUCAACACGGGCAAGAUCUGCCUGCUCUGUCUGCACACACAGUCGUUGAAGACUCUGCGUAGCUCGGAUCUGAAGCCUUACAUUAUCUUCAUCGCUCCUCCCUCCCAAGAACGGUUGCGAGCCCUCCUGACCAAAGAGAGCAAGAACCCAAAGCCAGAGGAGCUGCGUGACAUCAUCGAGAAGGCCCGUGAGAUGGAGCAGAACUUUGGCCACCUGUUUGAUGCAGCCAUCGUGAACACAGACCAGGACAAGGCCUAUCAGGAGCUGCUGAGGCUGAUCAACAAACUGGACACAGAGCCACAAUGGGUCCCCUCCUCCUGGCUACGCUAAGGGCCGGGGCAGUAUAACACACCCACAGUGCUAACCCUGACUAGAGCCCUGUAAAAUCUGCAAUGCACAGAAAGUGAACGGAAUCACAGAAAUCAAUACAUUGAAACAUAAUUCAAUAUGCUAACAUUUAUUGAACUUUGUAGGCAAUCAACUAAAUGUAUUGAAAAUGUAUUCAUUUUCCCAAGUUUAUCAUAAGACAUGAACAGAAUGCAUCAGUGAUUCUUAUUUCCUGCGAGUUUCUGAAUAAGCAAAGAGAAUUCCUCGUCUGUAUGUGCAGUGCGUGCGUUUACCACUUUGUGUAGCCGUUAGCGAUGAUGCUAAUGAAAAGUCUUCUAGUAGAUGGAAAGGCUUUCACAAAAACCUUCAGUUAAAUGUUAACUAUAAAGUAGCCUAUGCUGACCUAGCAGAAUUAUAUUAUUUGCAUCAAUCCAGUGGGUAUUUGUGUACAAAAACACUGCUAAACAACAGCCUCUUGCUAGCACUGGAAUUAAAGGGUAACUACACCUGAAAAUAAACAUAAAAAAAAAAAAAAUCCUAGACAUCAAAAGGGGUCUCUCGAUGUGGUUUGCGCAUUGUUGUGGACUUAGAACAUCCAAUUUAGUUGUUUUCUAUUUUAAAAGUGUGAUUUUGAGAGUGAAAACCUGAAAAAACAAGGGGAAACGGAAAUCUGGAAAAACAAAAUGGAUAGGGCCCUACCUGACACACACACACCGCUGAAGAUUUGUCUUGUUUCAAUUCUCCAACCACAAUCACUGUGUGAGACUGGAGGUAGAUCCUCAAUCACCACAAGCUGAAGAUGAAUGAAACAUUUACAGCUUAUCACUAUUAUGCUGAACUGAACUCUUCUAUUCACUUCUGAGACUACCUGGGGAAAUUCAUUUCAGUUAUUUUGCUCUGAUAAUUUGUCCUUUUUUCCCCUUUUUUGUUUCUGUAUUUCUCUUCACUAAAUUAACUAUUCACAUUCCAGGUAAGAAGUAUGUAAAGACUUGGCACUUGUGGCAGAAAUAUAAUUAAUGCUUCUAUCCUUUUGAUAAUUAUUUAUAAUUGUAAAUAUAUUGUAUUUUAAAUAAGUUUUCAAAGAUGAGAAGAAGAACCCAUAGCUUCUAUGUAUGACAUAUUAUUAUCCAGUCAGUGAAUGUCUCUCCUACACAGAGGUUGUUGUACCCAUGCUCUGUCUGUGUGUGAGGUCAGGUGUGUGUGUGUUCUCUAAUGUCGAACUGACAUCACUCAGCCAUAGUCUUGAGUGUUGGCAGUAAGGUGCCUCUGAUCUCUAACAUAGCAGAUGGGAAUGGGAUUAGGCUACUACAAGUAUCAUCAUGGAUGGGAUUUGUUCACCCAAUGAAACUAUCUGUGAGGUGAUAACACCCAGGUGUAGGAUUACAUUAUCUCAGCAUCUGGGAUCUCUUUCCACUGCAGCAGCCCUGGGUUCAAAUACAAUUUGAAUCAUUUCUAAUACUUUAGCUGUGCUUGAUUGAACAAUAGAAUAGUCCCACAAGUGCAAACCCUACCGCCAUCUGGCACUCCAGGUAGAUGAAAGCAAAACCUGAAAGUAUUUCAAUUAUUUCAAAUGCUAUUUGAACCCAAGUCAGCACUACCCUACAGCACAGCACAAUGCUGGAGGUUUAUCUAACUGGUGUUUUGACAUCACAAUAAUUAGUUCUGAGAGGUGCUUAAGAGUCACUGCCUCAUUCUAAUCUACUUGCUUUAUACCCUUUUCAAACUAUCGUGCCAAUCAACACUACUGUGCUGGCUCUGAUAUUUUCUUUUCACAUUGUCCCUCCAGCAUGGUCUCAGAAACUAUGGUGGGUCGUAAUCAGGCCAGUUCUGCUCAUUUUGGAUCGGCUCAGUACUAGAGGAUAAUAAACUAGCCCUAACCCCACCUCUCACCUCUACCCAGCACUAUAGGGUGUAUUUAUUACAUUUUGCAACAGAAACCAUUUACCGUUUUAAGAACCAAACUGAAGCAAAUGGUACUAAAUGGGGAGGGACCUACCUGAAUUUGUGCAAUAGACAUUUUGUCGUUACAAAGCGUUUUCCGUUUGUAGUAAAUGGUUUCUGUUGCUAAAUGCUUUGCAACGGACUAAACAUUUUACAACAGAAUCGGCGUAAAUAAUAUACCCCUGGUCAUAACUAAAUACAAAAAACUGUCCUGUCCAGAAUCACAGGAUUUAAACCAACAUUGAUGAUAAUGAAGAAAGAUUAUUAGAGGUGUUUAAAAGUUUUGACACUAAACCCCCCUGGGGUAGCUUUUGUUUUAUCUCAGUAUUCAUCAUGCAUAGUUCCUGUGCUACUCUGUAGGAGUGUAACCAUAGUGAAUGUAACCAGCACUAUUCUAUUCACAGAAAACACUAAAGAAUAUCUGAGCACCGCUGUCUGUGGGAUUAUCUUAAUUAUCAAUACUUUGUUUGAAAUCAAUGCAUUUUCUAAUUCACUGAGAUUCAUUAUGAACGAUCCAUCUAUGCUGUAUUGUUAAUCUGAUGGUUUUCACCACAGGUGAUAUUUUAAAUGUGUGUUUUUGUUUUCAGAGCUGUUAUUGAAAUGGGUCUGGGAAAUGAACUUGAACGAACCGAUAAGCCUAAAUACGGGGAAAAAAUAGCCUACAAUUUCAUAAAAAUUGUUUGUAUGUUUGUUGUUGCAUGUGGUGAUGGUAUGUUCAUGGGUUGGAGCUCACUCCCGUGUGUGUGUGUGAGCGCGCAGAGGCAGGACUCACUUAAAUGCAUGCAAGUAUUAUCUCUAGUAGACACAAUGGGGAAACAGUCUUAACAAAGACCUGUUUCACAUAUUAUAACAGCAUUUUCAUUUUAAUGUGGGUUAUUAUUGAUGAUAUUGUGGUGUCUAGAUAUUUGACAUUGAUAUAUGUGUAAUGUUAAAAAUUGAUGUAUUAUGUACAAAGUAAUGCACUUGUAGAAUGAUCACUCUGCCACCCUUCCCUCCCUAUUGCUUCUGGAACCAGAACUGAGGUUUACGUAGAGUUCUGCUGGUACUGUCUCCAUGACCCGCUCAAUUCAAGCCUGAUCCCAGAUCUGUGUUCUACCCAACUCCUCUGACUACUUCUGUCAUGUAUGCCAUAGUCAGAGGAGUUUGUAACAAAUGGAUUUAUUCAGUGUCUCAGAGUUGGAGUACUGAUCUAGGAUCAGGUCAUCCCUGUCCAUAUAAUAUUAUUCAUUAUGUUAUCUCUUCAGUCUGUGCAGUACACACCGUGUGUAGAUGUUGAGCUGUUAAUUGGAAGUAGAGUUAUUGAAUGUAAGGUUACUAUAUUAUUAAAAAAACUGUUUUUAUUUCUGUAGAUCUGUUUUUGUAGAAAUUAUUCAUGUGAAUUAAAGACCAGAUUGAUAGAA
Salvelinus sp. IW2-2015 is the source of this 5531-nucleotide messenger RNA. RefSeq names its product protein PALS1-like. Gene Ontology annotation, cellular component: plasma membrane; adherens junction. Gene Ontology annotation, molecular function: protein binding. Lineage: Eukaryota; Metazoa; Chordata; Actinopteri; Salmoniformes; Salmonidae. Gene Ontology annotation, biological process: establishment or maintenance of epithelial cell apical/basal polarity; protein localization to plasma membrane; generation of neurons. The record is from RefSeq and is a predicted model, not a curated record.